Gryllus bimaculatus (two-spotted cricket) is the source of this 1591-nucleotide messenger RNA. NCBI's taxonomy places the organism in Eukaryota, Metazoa, Arthropoda, Insecta, Orthoptera, Gryllidae. The record is from the annotation of a GenBank genome assembly.
GGGAAGCACUUGUUACAUUAGCUACUACUCCCGUGACGUUUGUGAUCUCCGCGAGCUGCUUCGGUGUGUUAUUUGGCAUCUUAGCCAUUUUGUCUGUAACGGUGAAGUGUCUAUUGCAACACAAUACUCGUUCCGACGUUCAUACACUGCGGCUGCAGGUUACUUUAAAAUAUCUCAACUAUUUACAUUAUGAAAUGUCAGACAAUGCACUCCUAUGUGAAGAAUAUUAUCACAUUAAAGAACGGAAUAAUAUCUAACACGCUCUUACUCUGCCCUAUGACAGCUUCGGCUUAGCCUGUUCCUACAAUUUCUCCACCACAAUAGACGUAAAUCGUUUGUCGUUGAGUUGGUACAACUAACAUAUGCUAUCGCCAUCCGCACGGUUUGUGUGUGUUGCUGAAGUCAGCUUGGCAGCUGACGAGAUGGCGGGAUUACGUAGAAUGAUUGUUGGCUUAAAACGACACGAGAAAAGCGAAGUUAUCGUUCCAGCAAAAUUCAUUGACUGCAUUGUGAAUUACUUUCUUCCAAAUGAACUGCGGGUGCGAGUGUCAUGUGAAUUAAAGGAUGAUAUGUUAGUUUUAUCUCCAGCUCAAGAUGACGGUGAUAUAAAAUUCCGGUCUUCAGAGGACAUUCCUUUAACAAAUACAAGAAUGUCGUCUGUUUUACUCCAGCAUUCUCCAGAGUGUCCCAUUCUGCGACUUGAUGAACCAAGUCAGGUGUCUGAAAAAGUUCGCAGUCAAGGCGUGUACGUAGCAGUUACAGUAAUCUUGGAAUCUCUGGACCACAAAAUCUUGUUGACACAAAGAUCUGAUCGCAUGAGAGCUUUUCCACGGGUGUGGGUUCCUCCUGGAGGCCAUUUAGAGUGUGGUGAAACUCUUUUGGAGUGUGCAUUUCGAGAAUUGAAGGAAGAAACUGGUUUGAAAUUUGAAUUUGGUGAAUCACAAGCACAGCUUUUAUGUUUGUGGGAAUCCGUAUUUCCCGUCCUCUUGGGAUUUGGUGUGCCAAAAAACCAUCAUAUUGUUGUAUAUUAUUAUUUACGAGCUCAAGAGACUUCGGAAGAAUUGCAGAAAAAAAUAAAAUUGGAUCCAGAAGAAGUUCAAGCCUGUACAUGGCUUUGUGAACAAAAUGUUGAAAAUUUAUUUGAAAGAUCGUGUGAUGAUUUGGGAAAAGUGGUUAAAUUCCAUGUUGAACCAGAUGGCAGUCAGUAUUGCUCUGAACUGGAUUUGUCUACAAUGUUCCAUCCAUCAUUAUGGCAAGAUAAGAAGAUUUAUAGUGGGACCCAACUAGCAUUGUACUGCUGGCUGAGGAUAUGUCAGAAUAAAUCAGGUGCAUUACUUAGUAAAAUAUAAAUAAUAUAUUUUUCAUGUACUUAUUUUAUUAUAGUUUAUCAAAUGCGAUAUUGGAUGAGGAAAUAAACUGAUUAUGGUUGUGGCAUAAUUUGAUUAACAAGAAUGAAAUUAAUCUUGUGACAUUCAGAUGACACAAGAGACAUUUCUCGACUUGCAUCGUCACUUGUGUUAACUUUUUACAAUCUUGGAGCUGAGGAAUUGCACACAUUUAUCUUCAAUAAAAUAAUUUUAUUAUCAAGUUA